Molecule: messenger RNA, 2994 nt
Organism: Purpureocillium takamizusanense
Lineage: Eukaryota; Fungi; Ascomycota; Sordariomycetes; Hypocreales; Ophiocordycipitaceae
Gene: DCP2
Product: 5'-(N(7)-methylguanosine 5'-triphospho)-[mRNA] hydrolase
Exons: 2
Coding region: 334-2829 (831 amino acids)
Biological process (GO): nuclear-transcribed mRNA catabolic process, nonsense-mediated decay; deadenylation-dependent decapping of nuclear-transcribed mRNA
Cellular component (GO): cytoplasm; P-body
Molecular function (GO): 5'-(N(7)-methylguanosine 5'-triphospho)-[mRNA] hydrolase activity; RNA binding; manganese ion binding
Source: RefSeq, a predicted model, not a curated record
GACCUCCAACGUGUUCCUUGACGCUGCCACCAGACCACGACGCCACGACGACGUCCGCGCAUCGACCCUCAAGCCGACCAACGUCAAACUGUUUCAUACCGUUGGAACCCACUGCCAUACUCGUCUGCGAUCUAGCCUGUUGCUGUCUCGCGCCCUCUGCGACCAAGUUCGACCCUUCGAUCGUCCCUUGAGCCGACCAUGUCAAACAUCCCUUCGCAAGUUCGCAUCGAGCACUGUCUAGCAACAUCUUGAAGGGGAAUUUGCCUUGAAUUGUGGCAUAGAACGUUGAACACGCUCCGUCGUAGUAUGGGUUAGAACGACAGACGCGCAACCAUGGCCGAAUCACAGAUGCAGUUGGAGGACUGGCUUGACGACCUCUGCGUCCGCUUCAUCAUUAAUCUGCCUCAAGAGGACCUCUCCUCGGUCGCGCGGAUCUGUUUCCAAGUUGAGGAGGCUCAAUGGUUCUACGAGGAUUUCAUCCGCCCUCUGGACCCGACCUUGCCAUCCAUGUCCCUGCGAACAUUCUGCCUGCGCAUCUUCCAGCAUUGUCCGCUAUUGGCCUCCUUUUCUGUCGAAAACCACACCAAAGCCUUUGAGGAAUUUUUGCAGUACAAGACGCGCGUGCCCGUUCGCGGCGCCAUCAUGCUGAACCAUGCCAUGGACUCGGUCGUCCUUGUCAAGGGCUGGAAAAAGGGCGCAAACUGGAGCUUCCCGCGGGGUAAGAUCAACAAGGACGAGGAUGACCUGGACUGUGCGGUCAGGGAAGUUUAUGAAGAGACUGGUCUUGAUCUUCGCGAAGCAGGUCUAGUACCGAUCGAGAAGAAGCCAAAGUACAUUGAGAUCUCCAUGCGCGAACAACAGCUUCGUCUCUACGUCUUCCGCGAUAUUCCGAUGGACACCAACUUCCAGCCCCGAACCCGAAAAGAGAUCAGCAAGAUCGAAUGGUACAAGCUCUCAGACCUUCCGGCCUUUCGCAAGAAGGGCGCCCAAAACGAAGUAAACGGAACCGGCACGGCAGCAAACAAAUUCUACAUGGUCGCUCCUUUCCUCGUACCCUUGAAGAAGUGGAUUGCCUCUCAGAAGAAGGCUGAUGAGCGGAGGCCAGGGAGUGGAGUCUACAGCUAUCCGCACCACCAUCUUGCCGCUGAGGAAGCCGCAACGACGGAAGACGAUGCCUGGGCACCGGCCAGGGGACUUGUCCCGCACCAAGUCCCGGCCAUUGAAACCCUCGAUGGAGCCACACAGGAGCUCCAGCGCUUGCUUAAGAUGCAGCCACCUACUCAGGGUCUUCAGCUAUCCCAGCCAUCCCACCAGGACAAGGGUAGUGCUCUUCUCUCCCUGCUACAGGCUAACAGCUCUGGUCCGAAGGCAACACCAAUGGUGCCUCAGACCCCCUUGGACCUCACUGUGACCGAAGCACCACAACCUCGGAAGCCUCAUCAUCAUACGAACCAGCACCCGGUGCCUGUAUACGCACAGUCUCAUGGACCGCCGCCAGCCUUUCAGCUCCCAACAAAUGGACCGGGUUCUUGGAACCCCGCCCAAGCGCCGAACCCCGAUGUGCAACGACCCCAGCAAGGCGCAUCAGCAUCACCUGCUUACUAUCCUGCCAGUCAACAAGUCUCUCUUGCGCACCCACAACCGUUGCCUCCGCAGGUUCAAAGAGCCAUGUUCGAUCGGAGCGCGUUCCAAGAGGGGCCCUCGGGUAUCCCCCAAAUUUCGCAGACUCAGCAACAGCCACGCCAGCCUCAGCAGCCUCAGCAACCCCAACAGCUCCAGGGCGGCAUCCCUGCGACGACUCAUAUCCCUCAUGGGUCUGGCCCGGUGCAGCUCAGCGGGCCCUCCAUGGCAUUGUUGAAUGCUUUCAAGCGAGACACCGCUCCCGCUGCGCGGUCCACCCACGUUCCCAGCAGCGUGGGGGCUGAAAAGCCUCUGCGAGAUGUCUAUCCGCCCGGGCAUGCGUUGCCUUUAGGGCUGCCUAACCUGCUUGAAAGUGCAACCGAUCACGCACAGGAUCAGAGGAAGCCGUCCGAGCUUGCGGGCUCUGCUGUCGUGGGCCCUAGCACCCAACACCGAUCGGCAUUACUGGGAAUGUUCAAAAAGACGACGAUCGAUGCUGCUGCACAAGAUGGCCGGAAACCAGAGGGCCAUGCCGUUGGUGGAUCCGGUGUCCCGACUGUAGGCUCGGCGGAGGGCAAGAUGCUACUCCAACAGCUUCAACAUCGCGGACACGGGGCUCCGGAAGCACCAUCGAACCAUGUGCCCACCAAUGCCGCGCCGGCGCAGCAUGAAAUGCGGUCCAGAGACGGGCGGGAACGUGGAGCCUCUUAUCAACAAGAGUCCCGCGCAAGUCGACCGCCUCCGACAACCCAGGCGCAGGUGCAUCCCACUCGUAUCCUUCAACGUGGCCAGGCCCUAUACGAGGAGGAGCAGCAACCUGUUGUGUCGCCCAAGACCUUGUCGUACGGAUCGCCGGCCCAAUCCCGCAUUGGACAUGUGGCCAGCCCGCAGACGGCGCACCCCGUCUCACGGAUCGGCCACCAGCAUGGCCGCCCCGCCGAGGGUCCCGCGGACCAGAAGCGACAGCUGCUUUCCCUGUUUGGCAAGCAGAAGAGCCCGCCGGCCGGCAUGGAGGCUGUUGUGACUGCGCACCCGGGGUCUCGUGUUGCCUCCAUGGCCUCUGGGAGCGGUGAGCCGCUGUUCGGGACGGCGGCGGCGGUGUCGGCGUCAACGUCGUCUCGAAGGGGCACCGAGACGCCGAUAUCACCGGCGGACCAGACUUUUCUGUUGGACUACCUGCAAAAUGUAACCAACACUGCAACGCGAUGAAGCUGGGCAGUAGGGCGUGUCGUGCCUCUUUGGCAUUGCGAAAGGAGAGCGACAUGGACAGAGUGGACUGUAUUACGACAAGACAGGAUGGACAUGUUGUGACCGGGUAUCGCCGACAGCGAGUAAUUUACAUUCGAGAAUCAUUGAGCAAACUCUCUAUGUGCC